GACUUGAAAUAGAUGUCUUCAUUAUUCUUAUGGAAAUUGUGACAUGUAAACACUGCUAUUAUAUCAGCUGCCCACACUCCUGGUACCUGUUUGCUUUUUAUUCUCUAUUCUCACACUCGGUUAACAAGACCCCCGCACGCCACAAAAGACUUGUCACUUUUGAAGUUAUUCUCCCACGCUGUAUCUAGCCAGAAAAGCAAAUAGUCUCUAUCAUAGUACCACUCAUGAAUCCAUGUUAGCGGUUCAGCAGUUCCAUCUUGCUGUUUGGAUACACUACCUGGCCGCCUGGUUGGUCCUUCGGGGCAGGCAGCAUCUCUGCCCUUUUCCCUAAAGGUGAGGCGUUCAUUCUCACGAUCAUGUAGGUACCCUUGCAAUGGUCUUGUUUGACUAUAAACAUAACAUCAUUCUACUGCAACUUGCCGUUCAGCCCCUUCGUUUUACUUCACCCGAUGUACUCUAGCUUAUAAUAGGACUUGGUGCUAUCGCUCACACUGUCUGGGCCACUAUGUUGCCUGUCCUUCUCUUGUAUAAUGACAUAGAUAGUGGUGUGAAUAUUAUUGUGCCUCUCCCGAGGACAUAUAGUUCCCCUGCUUCUAUUAUUACACUAUCUCCAUCGUGAUCGCUAGUGGAUCUAGCACCACUCGCUAUUAUGUCUUACCUCAUGCCAGCACCAGAAUCUUUCUCGCCGUAUAUACCUCAACCUCAUCGUUAUUUUCAUUUGCCGAAUGCCAUUGGAAAUACCGGUGUUCCUCUUCCCCCUAGAAAUAUGAACAGUAGCCGCGUCGCCGUGGCUACGGAACUUGGUCUUAAGCCGAUUCAUUUAGCUUGCCUCUUAGGUGAUUACGAACAGGUUCUGAGGGAAUCAUGUAUACAGAUUGCUAUCGAUAUGCCUACGGAGCCGCAGAUGGGCUUGGAGUCGCGGUCGAAGGAGACGCCGAUUAAACUCGCAGCCCUAAUGGGUCAUCUCAAUAUCGUCGAGUUCUUCAUGCAGCGAGGCGCCUCAUUAGCCCACGAUGGUUUACAUGCUUCAGUUUAUGCUAAGGAGGAUGGACUCGCGAAACGGCGUAGGGUGUUCUUUCUGGAGGGGGUUAAAAUUGGACGGGAGCAUCCGGAUGCGGUUAAUACGAGGAAGACUAUUUAUGAUAUACUGUCUUCUCCUGGGCGGAGGAGUGUGCUUAAUGCAAUGAGAAGUACUCGAGCCGACCUCGGAUACCCCGACUACAAACUCGCCAAACAAGGUCGAUACAUCGCGAUCUACGCCCCCGUGCUCCGCGUCCGCACCGACAUAUACCUCGACCGGAGUAAAACAAUCGGCGUGUUAACAUCGAGCAAAGGCGACGGUGCGGUCCUCAUGACGGCGCAUAGCGGGUAUAAACCCGGUGGCGGGCGCGAUGAGGAUAAGUGUCUGGAUACGAAUCGCUGGAAUUACAUCGCGUUGCAUCAUAUCGCGGCACGGUUGAAAUUCGUGUUUCCCGGGAGUAAACAUGAUAAUGCGAGUAAAACGGCUAGUGAUGAGCAUCGCGGAAGAGCGCAUGCGGGGCAUGUGGAGGUGCUCCUGGCUUCGUGGUACGCGAUUGAGAUGGUGAAGAGGGAGUUUGGAGGUGAGAUUAGGGAGGAUGGGGUUGUGGAUGUGGAUCAGGAUUUGGAAUAUUUAUUGGAGAGGUUGAGGAGGUUGAAACAUAUUGAGUUGGGGAAUAAGCGCUCGGCGGUUAUUUUUAUUGAUUCACAGCCGUGUAAUCCGUGUCUGAGGUUUAUUAAUCGGCUUUUUCAACAUACGGGGUUGUGGUUUACGGUUCAGGGUGCGGCGGGGAUUGGGCCGACGUUGGCUACUAAGAAUGAUACGGGGGUUAGGUAUGAUACUUUUGGUGAUGUGUUUGAGGACUCAGAAGAUGAAGGAGAGGAUGAUCAGAUGAUGGUGCAAGAGGAAGAGGAUGAGGUUGAUGCUAUCGUUGGAUUAGGGGCUCCUGCUGAGAUUGAGGAGACUACGAUUAUGGCUACACUUCCGAAUCCGACUGGCAUACGCGAUACGACGGAGGGUGAUGAGACUAUAGCGCAAGCGGCAAGUGAGGCGUUUUCACGAAUAGCUAAGUCUCGAGCCCCAGUUCCAGAACCGGAAUCGGAUACCGAUCUCGAUACUGGCGACGAAUCGACACACCCUAAUACACCAAUCGCCGCUCCUGCGCGUGCGGAACUCGAGACUCCAAAACGUCCACGUAUGCAAUGGCCACUCCCAGAGAACCGAACACCCAGAACCCCUAAAACGAGAGGGGACUCGUGGGUCUUGGAUACGCCGUCACGGAAACCCGAGAAUCAUCUUGAGUUGUUGGCUGAGUAUAAGAAAAAGACGCCGGUUUGGAAUUUCCCAGGUUACGGGACAGGCUCCCAAUCCCAUUAUUUCCAACAACGGCAGCCACCUUACCCGCCACCUCCGCCGCCGCCGCAGCUACCGCGAAAUUUUAGGGCCCCUAUGGCACCCAUGGAUCAUGAACGGGUUGCUAGUGUGAGUGGGGAUGCGAUAAUCGUGGAUUUAACGAACGAUGGGGAUCCCCGCGAUGACUUCGUAUCCCAGCCUUCAAUGGCUGAGAAUGGUGUCCGGAUGAAUAAUCAUGAUAAUGGUACAUCGACACAAAACAGCGAGGGAUUCUCAUUUAGUAGUUUCGCGCCGGCCAUAUCUCGUGAGAGAGAUGACACAGGCGCAGAGCAGCAGCAGUCACCGCAGCCCCAAGCAAACCCGACGCAUCAACCCCCGGACGUCAUCAUGCACACCGACAGCGACGAGGACGCCGAGGGCGAAGAUGACGAUUACUACUACGUCCCCACGCAGCAAUGCACGCAACAAUCCCAUAUCAGUCCAGCUAAGCAAGCCCCACAAACCCAACAACAAGACGAAGACAAGGAAAACGUAAGCCUAAUAUCAACACCGUGCCCCGUCCCCAGCGCAGCAAAUCUAAUAGAACAAUGGCGAUACCAACCCCAACCUCAACACCGACCCCGGCUUCACCAACCACAAGCCCAGCAACCGCAACAGCACGCCGCUGUACAGUUCUGGAGUGGUGGAGGAUGGGUGAUGAAUCCAACUGAGAUGAAUUAUAGUAAACCAGUACCGGUGCCGGAGCCGUAUGCGGUGGGGCCUGUGGCUUCGGAUGAGGGUAUGAGAGGGAUGGAGAGGUAUGAGUAUACGACGAGGAAGAAGGGGAAUAUGUAUGCGGGACAGUUUGUGAGUCCGUCGAUUGAUGGGCCUUGUGAGUGGUCUUGAAGAUUGGGAUGACUAUUAUAGACUCUGAGAAGGUUUGGAUGAAUUGGGUGAUAUAGAAUUAGGAUAAUAUGAAAGAACGGAGAUUGGAAAAGCAUACCAUAAAAUGGAGAUAGGAGUCUGUUAACGCUGUUCAUUCAUUUCCGUAGUGCAAUGCUCGAUUUGCGGCAUGAAAGAAAUAGACAUCACGAUGCUUUGGUCAC
This is a messenger RNA of Hypoxylon trugodes, 3456 nucleotides long. RefSeq lists its product as uncharacterized. Bases 650 to 3256 code for a protein of 868 amino acids. The record is from RefSeq and is a predicted model, not a curated record. The transcript is spliced from 3 exons. Gene Ontology annotation, molecular function: protein binding. Lineage: Eukaryota; Fungi; Ascomycota; Sordariomycetes; Xylariales; Hypoxylaceae.